AUACUUUGUGAAAAAGGAAACGCGGACGUCAACAUAUUAAACGGAUUGGGGCAGACGCCACUUUUAUGUGCUGUGCAGGAACAUGAUGUGAUUGGGAAGAAAACGAAAUCCUACGCUGACAACAGAUCGGUGAUUCAUUCUCUGCUGAAAUAUGGCGCGAAUCCUAUGAGCACGGAUUUUUGUGGUAACUGCGUUCUUCAUUAUGCAGUGAACAGUCUGAAUGCCGACUUGAUUGAGGCGUUCAAGUCAUGUCUGGAUGAAGAAACAAUAACGAAACUGGCGAACAAAGAGAACGUGCGUGGCGAGACGCCGCUAGAAAGUCUACGUCAUGGGACGGUGCACGACAGUGAAAGUCUUCGUUCCAAUGUUUUCAUCAGCUUGUUGCGGUGUGGUGCAACUGUAAAAUCGCACUGA
Gongylonema pulchrum is the source of this 414-nucleotide messenger RNA. NCBI's taxonomy places the organism in Eukaryota, Metazoa, Nematoda, Chromadorea, Rhabditida, Gongylonematidae. The record is from the annotation of a GenBank genome assembly.